AUGUAUAGGACACCGACAUCAGAGCCGAUUGCUAUCAUAGGAAAUAGCUGCCGAUUCGCUGGAUCUGCCACGUCGCCUUCGAAACUGUGGGAAGUGCUAUCAGCCCCCCCUGAUCUUUCCAAAGAGGUGCCCCAAAAUCGAUUCAACGCUGCUGGUUUCUACCAUCACGAUGGUGAAUAUCACGGAACAACCAACUCUGUCAAAGCGUACUGGCUGGAACAAGACCACAGAGUAUUCGAUACUGCAUUUUUCAAUAUCACACCUAAAGAAGCCGAAGCAAUUGACCCCCAACAGCGAAUGUUACUCGAAGUUGUCUAUGAAGCUAUGGAAUCUGCUGGCUAUACCCUGGAUGGGUGCUCGGGAAAGAACAUAGCCGUAUUCGCUGGAGUUAUGACAGCAGACUACGACACAUUGUCUCAGCGUGAUGAACUAUCAGCAAGUCAGUAUUACGCUACUGGAAAUGCCCGGUCCAUUAUCUCAAACCGAAUUUCAUACUUCUUCAACCUGCACGGCCCGUCGAUGACGAUCGAUACCGCGUGUAGCUCCUCCUUGGUGGCUCUGCACCAAGCUGUUUUGAGUCUACGCUCUGGGGAAUGUACUAUGGCAUAUGUUGCUGGUGUGAACCUCAUGAUCACUCCUGAACAGUUUAUAGUAGAGUCAAGCUUGCAUAUGUUGAGCCCUAGCGGCAAAAGCCGCAUGUGGGACAAGGAUGCUGAUGGCUAUGCACGUGGAGAAGGUGUUGCUGCGUUGCUGCUCAAGCCACUUUCUCGGGCACUACAAGACAGAGACUCAAUCAUUGGAGUCAUUCGAGAAACAGGAGUGAAUUCUGAUGGUCGCACUAAAGGGAUUACUAUGCCCAAUCCAAUUGCGCAAGCUGCACUCAUCAAAGCUACAUAUACGAGGUCGGGUCUGGAUCCCCGACAAGCGGGAGACCAGUGCCAGUAUUUCGAGGCACAUGGGACAGGUACCCAGGCUGGAGAUCCAAAAGAGGCUGAGGCCAUACACGAAGCAUUUUUCGGGCCAUCGUCGAGCCAUGUAGAUCUUGGCAAGAAGAUGUUAGUUGGGAGCAUCAAGACUGUCAUAGGACACACUGAAGGUGCUGCUGGGCUUGCUGGGGUUCUCAAAGUCUUACAAGCCAUGAAGAACGGUGCGGUACCACCAAACCUACACCUCGAUACCUUGAACCCAAGCAUCAAGCCUUUCUAUAAGCACAUUGAGAUUCCAACAACGCUUGUGCCUUGGCCAGAGACACCAGUCGGCCAACCUAAAAGAGCCAGUGUAAACUCAUUCGGGUUUGGUGGAACCAACUCCCACGCAAUCAUUGAAGCAUACAUGCCCGAAAUCCACAACCAAGUAGCAUUCCAGUGUAGGACUUCCUCGCAAACAUUACUCGCACCACCUCACAAACCAUAUAGCUCUCAAUCCCAACUGAGCAAGGCUUGUGGUAUGUUACCAAUCGGGCUGUCCGCUUCGUCUCAAAAGUCCCUGGCGGCUGUUGUUGCUGUAUGGCGAAAACAGAUUCUUCGCCAUCCCGACAUUACCCUCAAUGAGAUCAGCUGGCAUCUACUUGUACGACAGUCGGCCCUGCCAUAUCGACUUUCUAUGUCCGCUAGAUCAACAGCAGAGGCCGUGGUACUUCUAGACAAGGCUUUAGACAAGUUUGCACAAAGUGGCGACAUCGGACUGAGACCCCAACCACCUGGCGAGAAGCCACGCAUCCUUGGGAUUUUCACCGGACAGGGAGCCCAGUGGCCAACGAUGUCGAGGGCGCUGCUUCUAUCGAAUAGCAGAUACCGUCAAACAAUCCGGGACCUGGACCACGCCUUGCAGUCAUGCCCCAACCCGCCAGCUUGGAGAUUGGAGGAGCAGCUUCUUAACGAAGGGGCUUCUUCUCGCAUCCAUGAGGCAGAGAUUUCGCAACCCGUGUGCACUGCAAUUCAGCUGGGCCUAGUGGAUCUCCUGAGUAGUCUGGGCGUGACCUUUCAUACCGUGAUUGGCCAUUCAUCCGGCGAAAUCGCUGCGGCAUAUGCCGCAGGUAGACUUACAUCGAGGGAUGCGAUCCUGAUCUCGUACUAUCGCGGUUUAUAUGCCUACCUUGCUGGAGGCCCUGGCGGCGAGAAAGGCGGCAUGAUGGCGGCCGGCCUCUCGGAGAAUGAAGCCCUGGGCUUCUGCCGGGAUCCUAUAUUCAACAAUAGGAUCUUCGUAGCUGCAAGUAACGCCCCCCUCAGUGUGACGCUAUCUGGAGACCAAGAAACAAUUGAGCUGGCGAAGGACAAGUUGAUCCAGCAGAAUAAAUUCGCCAGAAUCAUCCAUGUCGAUACGGCGUACCACUCUCCCCACAUGACGCAACCUGCGAUAGAGUACACGAAGGCACUCCGGAACUGUGACAUAUCCCCCCUCUCGGGUCGCAACGAGGUACGAUGGGUCUCUAGCGUCUACGGGUUUAGUCCAGGCAGUGAAAGAGAUCUCGGUGCAGAGUAUUGGAAAGACAACAUGGUCCACGCAGUUCAGUUCAAAGACGCUUUGAUAGCCGCAGUCGAAGGACAAGAGCCAUUUGAUUGCGCACUGGAGAUUGGGCCUCAUCCAGCACUUCAGGGGCCCGUCACUCAGACUCUGAAGGCUUCGGCGGUUUCGCUACCUUAUGCCGGAGUUUUGGAAAGAUCGAAGGACGAUCUAUUAGCAUUUUCCAACUUCCUAGGGUUCUUAUGGUGUCAUUUAGGUCCUUCAGCUAUAGACUGGCGCCGCUACGCUGAGCAGUCCAAUGAAGCUUGGCUUGCGCAUUCUCACGUACCGGACGCACCGACAUACCCAUGGGACCACUCCCAGUUCCAUUACAGGGAGUCUCGACUAUCACGGCAAUACCACUUCAAAGAAGACGUUCCUCAUGAACUCCUAGGAGUGCGGACCCGCGAUGAUAACCAAUUUGAACUGCGAUGGCGUAAUAUACUCCGGCUGGAGAAGAUACCUUGGCUAGAGCAUCACAGCUUCCAAGGGCAGGCUCUUGUCCCAGCGUCUGCUUACUGCAUCAUGGCUUUUGAUGCGGCACACACUCUUCUCAAAGAAAGACCUGCAACUCUCAUCGAGAUCAAGGACUUGGAUAUUUUGAGCGGCAUCAGUGUCGAGCCUGACGCACAGGGAACUGAAGUCAUGUUUACCAUGUCCGUGACUAGUGGAGUUGGGAACCGAGGCUUAGACGACCUACUAGAAGCAAAAUUCAGUCUCUCAUCCUGUGCAGCUGAUGGGAGCACCACGAUGAAGAGGAAUAUGGUUGGCAACCUGCGCAUUGUUUUGGGGGAACCUCGCCCUGGCGCACUACCUCCGAGGAAAAGACAAGGUGCCGAGACGUUGUCAGCUAACCCGGAAGCCUUCUAUCGGAUGAUGGAUAAGACAGGCCUGGUGUAUAGCGGGCCUUUCAGGGCCCUCAACUUUAUUGAGCGCCGGUUCAACUUCUCGUCUGCUGGCCUUAGACGCCACCACAUUGAGGACAGUACCAGUCUUUUGAUCAGCCCUGCCACGCUGGACACUUGUCUUCAGUCUGCGUUUUUGUCGUAUGCCUCCCCAGGUGAUCGAUCCCUGUGGGCCCCAUUUCUGCCUACGCACAUUGAUAGCAUUCGCUUCAACAUUGCCGCGCUUAGGCAGAACACCAAUGGGGGCUUGUUGGUCGAUUCCCAGUUGUCCAGCAUACAACACACCACGCAAGAAUCCAAAGCGGUUUUCACCGCGGAGAUUGGAAUAUUCAAUGAUAAGGAAGAAAUGGAGAUUCAGAUCGAAGGCCUUCAGGUAACAUCAAUAGCUAAAACACGACCAGAGGACGAUUACGAGCUUUACCUGCACACGGUUGUCGACGUCGACCCCACGGAUGAAAUCGUGCGGGCAGCAAUCAAUACUCACGGGAAGGCAGACCCCUUGCUCGUCGAGACUUGCGACAGACUUGCUCAUUUUUACCUGCAUGAUCCUCAGCAAUCCAUGUUGGGAUUGUCGAGCAAGUUUAGCCAAUCGACAGUACUACAGGAGUGCCACUCGUACCAACCAGGUCCCACAGAGCAGAUCGAGACACUAGUGUGCGCCAUCGAUCAAGUUAUUCGGGAUGCUAGCGCAGAAGUCCAGUUCAGCCGGCACAUUCAGAGAGUUGUGCAGCAAUUUGUCCACAAGUUUCCGCGCAUGAAUGUGCUCAGUAUCUCGGCGCCAGGCGACGAAAUUGAACAUUCCAUCCUCUCAGGCCUUGGUACAACAAUCAUGUCCUACACAAUGGCUUCAAUUGACCAUGAUGCCGCGGAUAUAUUACCAGCAAGCGAAGGUGCAAAUGACACAGGAAGCAGGAUGCACAAAGUCAAGUUGAAUCUUGACCAAGCCAUAGACGCUCAACUAUUGACUGGAGAUUCCUUCGAUCUCGUCAUUAUGAGUACUUCGGUCCUACGGGCAGCCAAUGUUUCUACGACCCUCCACAACGUACGGGCUGCAAUAAGAAACGGUGGCUUCUUAAUUCUCAUGCAACUACCCCAGAGUGCUUUGAGAGCAGGGAUCAGACUCAUCGCCGACUCACAACCUCCAAAAUUUCCCUUAAGCAUAUCUGAGCUAGUAGCAAAACACAUUGAUGGGUUUGGGUUCAGAAAUGUUGCAAGAAAUGCUGAUCAGUUCUAUUCCCAUGAUUCUGCUCUAGCAGUCCGCCAGGUUGAUCACCUAACGGCGGAUUUCUUGGACGCAGCCUUGAAGCAAUCGACUGUUGAUAUCAGCGAGAAGUUGUUGAUAAUCGGUGGGACAUCUAGGCAUCUUGAGAGGCUGGCAUAUCGCCUUAAAGAUCGCCUUGCGGCCUUGUGCGGUCGGAUCGAUGUUGCAGAGUCGUUCGAAGAGAUGGAACCAUCGGUUUUGGAACAAUGUACUUCCACCAUCAUGCUUGCCGAAUUGUCAGAACCAGUCAUUACUGCAAUGACAGAGAAGCGGCUGUCACAGUUGAAGCGACUGCUACGCCCGCAGGUAUGCGCUCUUUGGGUCACGCGCGAGGCGCGAUCCGGUAACCCAGAUCACGCUGCCACAUUUGGCUUCACCAGAACUAUCGCGGCUGAAGUCCCAAAUCUCAAGAUACAGGUCCUGGAUAUGGAUACACUGGAUAACAUGGAGUCCUUGAUAGCCGAGGCGUAUACACGCCUGAUUUACACUGAUUCAUUGGCCGAGGACAGGCUGUGGAUAAGGGAACCGGAAAUACACAUAAAACAAGGACGACAGAUGAUACCUCGCGUACUGCCCCUCAAAGAGGCCAAUGAUCGAGUCAACGCAAUGAGACGUGUGGUGUCUCGAUCGAUCAACACCAUUCAAACCCGCGUGGACCUCAUCACAACCUCAGAUCCAGGCGGCUGGCCACGCUAUGAAGCGAAGCAGUCCAACAAAGACUGCUGGGCGAAUCCCAAAACAGGGUUUGUGUCCAUACAGACUGCCUACAGCUCUGCUGAAGCACUCAAGCUCGGAGUUCGAAAUUUCAAACACGUCUGUAUUGGCCGAGAUAUGGAUACGAGUGCUCUCACAGUGGCGCUUUCAUCAUCCAAUGCAUCAUAUAUCCGCGUUCCUGCUCACUCCACGCAAGUGAUCACCGAUGGGUACGACCGAUUAUCAAAUUUUGUUCAUACGCUCAUGCGAUAUAUGACGGCAUUUAUAAUCUGUAGCCAGACCCGAGGCCGGCCAGCAGUUAUCGUUGGGGCAGAUCCGGUUCUCCUCGAUUGCGUUGAGCAGAUCGCCUCAGCUCAAGCUGCGUCUUAUCAGUCCUGGACCGUCUCUGCAAGCAUGGACUGCGGUCCCUCGAGAAGCAUCAUUGUGCAUCCAAAAUCAACAGACAGCCAGCUCAGAACACUCUUCCCCCCUGCGGGCUGCAUUAUCUAUGACUUCUCACCUGCUAAUGGUGAGAUGUCUAGGCGGUUUCUGGAUUUGCUCCCGAGCAAUUGCGAAUAUCACCCAGGUCCAUCCCUGUUAAGUCCCUAUAACGGCUAUGAGACACAGGAUACAACAGCUAUAGACCUGCCGCUGGACUCAAUCUUCCGCGAGGCCGUAUCCAUGGCAGCCCAAAGAGCUUCAGCCGACAGUAUGCCUGCGUUCGAGACAAUAUCAGUGAAUGUGUUGAUUACGCGCAAAAUGCGUCAAUCUCCGAUCAACGUGAUUGACUGGGCCAUUGAGCGCGACACGGUUGAGGUCGUCAAACCUCUAGUCGAAGACCACCUCUUAGAUCCACUCAAGACUUACAUUCUCAUCGGGCUAACGCGAGAUUUUGGGCAGAGUCUCGCCAGGUUGUUCAUUGAUCAUGGGGCCCGCCGCCUGGUUCUGGCCAGCAGAAACCCGAACACGUCUCCCAAGUGGGCGGAAGAGUUGAGCCAGGCCCGGGGGGCUAUGAUCAGCAUUGAGAAGCUGGAUGUCACCAAACUGGAGGAUGUCUUGGCUUUCAAAGAAAGAAUGUCCGCCUCCAUGCCUCCCGUUGCGGGCAUCGUGAACGGUGCGAUGAUCCUAGAAGACCGAGUCUUCUCGCAGAUGACGCUCGACAACUGGAACCGUGUAUUGCGACCUAAAACAGUGGGAUCGAAGAACCUUGAGCUGGCGUUCUCGGAUGCUACCCUCGAAUUUUUCAUCAUGACAUCGUCCUUCGCCGCCAUCGGAGGACAUCCGGGGCAGUCGAACUACGCAGCAGCCAACAUGUACAUGAACGGACUCGCUGCGAACCGACGCAGGCGGGGGCUUGCGGCGAGCGUGCUGAACAUUGGUGUGAUAUACGGACUUGGGCUGCUGCAGAGAGAAAAGGAGGAACUCUACCUGGGUCUCGAGAGGGAGGGGUAUCCGCCCAUCUCGGAGCGCGACAUCCAUCACAUGUUCCUGGAGGCGAUCGUGGCCGGUAGGCCAGCGGAACCGAACCAGCCCAUGGACAUCACGACAGGCCUCAGCAGAUUCCAAUGGGGGAGCCAGAAUCCCUUGCAUUGGCACACGGAUCCGCGCUUCAGUCACUUCACCAUGAGCGAGGCGGCCGGGCAAGCUGAUAGGCGCAAGGCCAAGGUACAGACAAGCUUGAUGGAAGAACUCGCAGCACUGCGGGAUAUUGAAUCCAUGACAAGCCGCAUGGUGGAUGCUUUCACCGAGCGCCUCGAGUCCCUACUUCAGCUACCGGGGGGUACUGUUAACCGCCACAGUACCUUACCCGAGCUCGGUAUCGACUCUUUGAUUGCGGUCGACAUUCGGAACUGGGUUUGGAAGACGCUCGGUAGGGACAUCGCAGUGUUGAAGAUUCUGAGCGCAGGUAGUAUAUAUCGAUUUUGCUUGGAUUUUGCAAAACAGAUACACGCUGGAACACAUCAAGCGGACGAGUCGUCGAGUGUGGAUACACCUCUGAGUUCACGCACUCCCUCAGAAGCAAGUGCCCCGUCGGUAGCAACGAGCACGGAUUCUGUGGAGAAAUCCGCAUCUCAGAAUUGA
Molecule: messenger RNA, 7443 nt
Organism: Neoarthrinium moseri
Lineage: Eukaryota; Fungi; Ascomycota; Sordariomycetes; Amphisphaeriales; Apiosporaceae
Exons: 4
Coding region: 1-7443 (2480 amino acids)
Biological process (GO): secondary metabolite biosynthetic process; fatty acid biosynthetic process
Molecular function (GO): 3-oxoacyl-[acyl-carrier-protein] synthase activity; fatty acid synthase activity; phosphopantetheine binding
Source: RefSeq, a predicted model, not a curated record